Molecule: messenger RNA, 2411 nt
Organism: Fundulus heteroclitus (mummichog)
Lineage: Eukaryota; Metazoa; Chordata; Actinopteri; Cyprinodontiformes; Fundulidae
Product: coronin-2B-like
Exons: 14
Coding region: 291-2216 (641 amino acids)
Biological process (GO): actin filament organization
Molecular function (GO): actin filament binding
Source: RefSeq, a predicted model, not a curated record
UAUUCUGUUCUGAUGUUCCUUUAUUUUAAUGAUGUAAAGCACUUUGCGUUGUCUUUGUGCUGAAUGAAAUAAAUCUGCCUUGCCUGUUUUCCAUUUCCAAGGGGAAUGGAAAGCAACAUAUAAGAAACUUAUUUAUCUCCAAUGAAGUGAUGCACCAAUGUGAAAAAAAGGCAGAAAAAUGUCCAUAUUGCAGUGAAAGACAGCGUACAUCCGCCUUUUAACGUAAAAUGUCUCCACAGAGACAUUGGUCUUGGGGUUGACAGGCAUUAUUAGGCCCGUCUUUGUGUUUAAUGCAUGUGUGUGCGGCUGCAGCAGUAUCAGAUUGUAGCCGGGUGUUUGUGGCGGAGCAGCCGUGCAUAAACGGCUCAGCUAAUGAGGAACCAGAGGCCAGACGUCGUGGAUCAGGAGAAGAAGAAGAAGAAGAAGAGGGGAGCCUUCAGGUGACCAAUGAGAGGUCAGGUCGUUUUAAAUAUAGCUACAGCAAAAAAAGGUGUUUCCCCGACAUAGAUUCAAGUUUGUUUGGAGGAAGAGGAGCUGCAGGAACCCACGACCAACUCAAGAUGUCCUGGCGGUCUCCUUUCCGAUGCUCAAAGUUUCGCCAUGUCUUCGGCAAGCCGGCCACGAAGGAGCACAGCUAUGAUGGCGUGCCGAUCACAAGAAGCGUCCAUGACAACCACUACUGCUCGGCCAAUCCCUGCUUCGUCGCCGUGGUGACGGAGUGCGCUGGGGGCGGGGCGUUUCUAGUCCUGCCCAUUCAUUGUAUGGGCAGAAUAGACCCUCAGUAUCCGAGGGUUUGUGGUCACAGAGGGAGAGUCCUGGACGUCAAGUGGAACCCAUUCGAUGAUUACUGCAUUGCCUCUUGUUCCGAAGACUGCACUGUGAAGAUUUGGGAUAUUCCAGUUUGCGGGGUCCAGCAGAACAUCACCAGGGCCAAGAAGACUCUGAUGGGUCACUCCAGGAGGGUGGCAAUCAUUGAGUGGCAUCCGACUGCUGAGAAUCUGCUGCUUAGCUCGGGCUACGACUACAAGGUUCUCCUCUGGGAUGUGUCCCAGGUCGGUGCAGUUAUCAGACGUCCGGUCCGGGUGGUCCUGAUGCCCGUCCACCAUCGCUACCCAUCUGAGGCGCUGCUGCUGUCCGUCAGCUUCAACAACGAUGGCAGCAGGCUGGCCGUAACGUCCAAAGACAGGCGGAUUCGGGUCCUGGAGCCACGGACCGGAAAGAUUCUGCAGGUGUCCAGCAACAAGACGCACAGAGCUAACAAGGUUUUAUACAUCAGAGGGUUGAAGAUGCUGCUGUCCACCGGCAGCUCACCCUGGAACCACAGACAGAUCGUCCUCUGGGACCCAGAUGACUUAUCAGAGCCUCUGUAUGAAGAAGAUUUGGAUGGAUCGGCAGGAGUUCUCUUCCCGUUCUAUGACGCCGACACACAGAUGCUCUACUUGGCUGGAAAGGGGGACGGGAACAUCAGAUACUACGAGCUGAGCUCUGAGAAACCCUACAUCAGCUUCCUGAUGGAGUACAGAUCACUGCUGCCACAGAAAGGACUGGGGGUGAUGCCAAAACGUGGCCUGGACGUGAACGUGUGUGAGAUUUUCCGGUUUUAUCGUCUGAUUGCCAUCAAAGAUCUGGUAGAACCUCUGUCAAUGAUCGUUCCACGGAAACAGUCAGGUAUUUUCCAGGAGGAUCUGUACCCGAUGACAGCGGGAAACCAGGCAGCCUUAACGGCUCAGGAGUGGCUGAUGGGGAUCAACAGGGGACCUUUGCUGAUGUCUUUGAGGCCCGAGGCUCAUGUAGAAAACCCGUACGCUGAUAUUACUGCUGACAAACGUCCGCUAAGGCAGCUGAGCUCCCUCAGGUUCCAGAUGGGCCCAGCUGACGGCGCCGCGACAAACACUAACCUUCACUUUGUGGAAAAGGCUUUCCAGGAAGAGCAGCUGGCCUACCAGGAUGCCAAAUACCCCAGAGACCUGGAUGAUCUGUCCGCCUGGCAGCCUGAUGAGACAGAGUGUCCUCUGUGGUCGUACUGCUGCACCCCGCACUGCUGCGAACCCGCUGAGAAACCACCACCCAUGACCGAGAGAGAGCUCCUGCAGGUAUUUUACAAACAGCAAGAUGAGAUCAGAGGCCUCAGGGAGGAGCUGCAUCAGAAAGACGCGAGGAUUGCUCAGUUGGAGCUGGAGAUAAAGAACAGGAGCACCACGAGGGCGACCUUCUGACCCCAACACAUUUAUUCAUGCUGACUAAAAACAUUGGAGCAGUUUCACUUUCUGUUUCUCUGUGACUCAGAGGUGGGACUGUAAAAUGACUGCAGUCAUGAAAUCCUGGUAAACUACCCGGCGUUUCCAAACUAGCAAUCGGGUUGGUGUGAUCUCCAAGCACGUUUGUUUCAGCUAAACAUUCGAAAGAUUCUU